Mauremys reevesii (Reeves's turtle) is the source of this 983-nucleotide messenger RNA. RefSeq names its product TIMP metallopeptidase inhibitor 1 (gene TIMP1). Lineage: Eukaryota; Metazoa; Chordata; Testudines; Geoemydidae. The coding region runs from base 154 to 849 and encodes 231 amino acids. The transcript has 6 exons. Gene Ontology annotation, biological process: negative regulation of membrane protein ectodomain proteolysis; negative regulation of endopeptidase activity. Gene Ontology annotation, cellular component: extracellular matrix. Gene Ontology annotation, molecular function: metalloendopeptidase inhibitor activity; protease binding. The record is from RefSeq and is a predicted model, not a curated record.
CAUCAGCCCCCGCCUCCCCCCCCGCCCAGCGCGGCGGCAGGAAAAGGGGGGGCCGGGGGGGACGCGGGGACUAUAUAGGAGCCUGCGGGGCUGAGCCAGGCACCGCGGAGCCCGACAGCCCCACGGUCCAGACCCCUCGAUCCCAGCGUCACCAUGAGCCCUGUCACCUCGAGCCGGCUGCUGGCGGGUGCGAUCCUGGUCCUGGUGCUCGGGGACCCCACAGACGCCUGCACCUGCGCCCCCCAGCACCCCCAGACGGCGUUCUGCCAGGCCGAUGUCGUGAUUCGGGGCAAGUUCAUAGGGGUCACUCCACUGAGCCACAACAGCAGCGGCGGGGAGUCCGUGUCGUGGGUCCGCUACGAGAUCAAAACCAGCAAGAUCUACAAGGGGUUCGAGCCGCUGGCGGACGUUCACUUCGUAGACACCCCGGCCCUGGAGAGCGUCUGUGGGUACCAGCACCCGGCACCCCUGAAGGGGGAGGAGUACCUCAUCAUGGCCACGCGGCAGGAUGAGCGCCUGACGGUCUCCGCCUGCUCCUUCGUGCGCCCCUGGGAGCAAGUCCCCCUCAGCCAGCGCCGCGGGGUCAGCCAGGCCUACGAAGGGGGCUGCACCUGCCAGGUGGUGCCCUGUCUCUUCAUGCCCUGCUCGCUGUCGGGCGACGCCCAGUGCCUCUGGACCGACGGGCUCCUGGAGCGGAGCUGGCGGGGGCCCCAGGCCCAGCGCCUGGCCUGCCUGCCCCGCCCCAGCCAGGGGGCGCCCCCCGGGGCCGAGCCCUUCUGCGCCUGGGAGCCCCUCAAGAGCCGCCUCCCCGGGGCCCUGCUGAAGGCAGGCCGGAGCCGGGGGCAGUGAGCCCCCCACCACGCCAGCCCCCUGGACUGUGACGCCCGUGGGCUCUGACCCCCCCCCCACAACACCCCACUCUGCCCCCCACCCGUGAAAAUUGUUUUCCUGAGUUUGAUUCGUAAAUAAAGAAAUCGCUGGGA